Molecule: messenger RNA, 3301 nt
Organism: Cyprinodon tularosa
Lineage: Eukaryota; Metazoa; Chordata; Actinopteri; Cyprinodontiformes; Cyprinodontidae
Gene: susd2
Product: sushi domain containing 2
Source: RefSeq, a predicted model, not a curated record
CCUUUGGUACGCUUUUCAUCUCUGCAUAAGUCGCAGUCAAGGGUAGACUCACUCAGCCAUGAGUGUUUACUUGGUGUUCUCCAACCAAAACAUGGGAAAAAAUAGGAGAGAGUUCAUUUUUCUCUGGAUAAUUCUCAUUUUCUUCUCAUCUAAAACCUCAGGUCUAACAUGCAGGAGGAGGUGUGGAAGUACAUUGGUAGAAUGCUCCUGCCAGGAAACCUGUUUGUCUUUGAAAAACUGCUGCUCAGACUACAACCAGUCCUGCUUCAAUGUGUCCCCCUACUCCAGCUCCAUGCUGGGUGGAAGAGCUCUCAGGAUCCUUGGUCUGACUCUUCCCUCUGAUGGGCAUCUUCUCUGCAGGUUCAAAGGUGACAUUGAACAGCGGGGGGUUAUUGAUGAAGAGGGCCGACCCUACUGUAUUUCCCCUCUGCUGCUUGAGACGGGUUGGAUCUCCAUUGAUGUCUCGACAGAUGGUACAAAUUUUGACAGAUCAGGAGAGUAUCUGUCCGUGUAUCCCAGCAAAGGAGAUCCUUCAUUUAAAGUCACCCUUGUGAAUUCAACACUGUGGCAGAACUAUGGCACUCCAAACAUGGCAGGACAGCUCAGGAUGACCUGGAACAGCUCUUUAGUUGGAUCAGAGAAGAUCGACGUGGAGCUGUGGGGUUACAGAGAGGUCAGCAGGACCGUGGCGGGGUCGUCCGCACCGCAGGCAGAGAUAAGAUACCUGUACUCUUUGGGUCGGAACAUUCCCAACACGGGUGACUUCAGCUUCCUCCCUGAACCCAGAGAAGAGUUUUCUUUGUGGGAGUUGGGGAAUAUUCGCAUCACUGCAAGUUCUAAAUCAGAGGGAGAAAGGAACCUGCAGGCCUUGUGGAGUGAAGGUCAUGUUUUGGCCUGGCACCUGUCGCAGGCCUUCAGAGAUGAUUCGUCCCGUUGGGCACAAAAGAAAUGUUUGCAGUGGGACAAUCUAGAGAAGAAGCUGCCUAACUUCCUGGAUGAGCUCAUCCCCUGUCCGUGCACACUGGCUCAGGCUCGAGCAGACACGGGGAGAUUUCAUACUGAUUACAGCUGUAACAUUGAGACGGGCAGUGUGUGUACUUACCACCCUGGUAGUGUCCAUUGUGUCAGAGCCAUUCAGGCCAGCUCAAAUCAUGGAUCGGGACAGCAGUGUUGCUAUGACCACAGCGGUGCUCUGGUCCUGAUGGGCGACUCUGUGGGUGGCAGCACUCCAGACCGUGCUCAUGACUGGGGCUCCCCCUACAGAGAGCCCCCUCGGGUUCCUGGGUAUUCCCACUGGCUUUAUGAUGUGACGAGCUUCUGUUACUGCUGCCUGUGGAGCGACCUCUGCCACAUCUACCUAAACCAUCGACCCUCCAGUGGAUGUCGCAGAUACCAGCCACCAAGAGCAGGUGUUGUCUUUGGGAAUCUGCAUUUUAUAACAUUUGACGGCCUCAGCUACACCUUCAGUGGCAGAGGAGAGUAUUACCUGGUGUUUUCAGGACACAGAGAGCUGAGAGUUCAGGCUAGAACAACACAACUAAAACUGAAGGAUGGCACCUUAGUCAAUGCUACCAAGCUAUCAUCAAUGGCCAUGAAGGAGAACUCCUCGGAUGUCAUUGAGGUACGAGCAGCAGGCGACCAACUUCAGGUGCUGAGGAACCAGAAGAUCCUGCCUUUUACGGAUCAAUUAUGGAUGACUCUGCAAGGUGUCUUUGUAUUUGCUCCCUGUCCUCAGAAUGUGACAGUGACCUUCUCCUCUGGUGCUGCUGUGGAGGUCCGUCUCUACGAAGGAAAAGCUACCGUGCUGCUCCCAGUAGAGUUUUCCAAUCACACCCUGGGUCUCCUUGGCCAGAUGAACUCUGAUCCAUCGGAUGACUUAAUGACCCAAUCUGGAAAGGUCGUAUCCUCAGCUAAUUCCACGCCAGAGGAAAUCUUUACAUUUGGGGCUGGAUGGAACAUAUCAAAGAUGUCUUCCCUUUUCACCUAUGACUCCCAGUACCUUUUGGAUUCAUACUUUUUUCCAUCGAGCCACGACACUGCUUUUGUUCCAGCCUUUCCUCUGCCUCUGAAACCUGAUGACCCCUUGGUAGCAGACAUGUUGUUGAUGUGUUUGGGAGAAGGGGCGCAGUUCUGUAUACAUGAUACCCUUAUACCUGAGAGCCUGGCGGUGGGAAACGCCACACUACGGGCCCAUCAACAUCAUCAGGAUUUAAUGGAAGCCCUGGAGCCAGUGGUAUCAUGUGGCUGGCUUCCCACACCCAGGAACGGCAAGAAGAAUGGAACAAAUUACCUGCAGGGGGAAACCCUGGGCUUCACCUGCAAUGAAGGAUAUAUACUGUACAGGUCGACAGAGCGCACCUGUCUAGCGGAGGGGAAGUGGACAGGAAAGCAGCCGUACUGUAUUACAGAUGACAAACUGGGGUUUAUACUUGGGGCUUGUGGAUGCCUCUCAGCAUUAGUCACCAUGACAAUAACAAUAAAACUACACAACAGAAAACACACCAGCCAGAGCAGCUUGUUAUCUUAUGAGACCUGGUGCAUAGUGAUACGUCUUCCUCCCCUCCCAUUUCGCUUCAAGACACCUUUUUGCUGUGCAAGCAGAGAGAUACCCUGUGGGAUUAUACUCAUGACUGCAGUCCAGAGGAACAAGAGGCCAACAGUGGCGAAAAGAUAAAGAGGAACCUCUGGAGAUGGUGGGCCAGGCACAGACCUGAGUAACCUUACAAACCCUCUUGGAUUGUGGAGGAUUGCUCUGAAAAGUUUGCUUUGAACGGAGCAUUUGGAAAUAUCUUCCCUUUUUUAUUUUAUUUCAUUUAGUUCUUUUGACCCAUAGAUGUUAUCAGAAAAUCCUCAGGCAUUAAGUUUCAGGCAUGCUGCUUGGCCUCAUGUUUACCCUCUUGUUUAGUCUGGUGGAACUCCAGGUUGUGGCAAAUUGUGCGUGGAGCUACAACUUAGGCAAUUGAAGUGAGGGAAGAAAAACAAGUGAAAAAAUGUUCAUAUCACAGAUUUGCAUGACCAAACGGUUGAACUUGUUUAGAAAGAAAGUUGUCAAUGCUACACAGAUAUCAUCUUUACCAGCAACACUCCUUUCUUCCUGCUGGUUUAAAAUGGGAACAGAUGUUUUCAUGCUCACGUCAACUGCGAAGCGAACCUGAUCGUUUUUCGGGUGAAAAACUUUGAACUUGUACACAUGGUUUGUGUGGCCUCAUCUCCUUCAGUCAAACGAAGGGUUUUGCUGAGUGACUAUGACCAAAAAAAAAAGAAAACCUCUCCAGUGUAACAUAAAGGUCAGCCUUUUGCC